AUUUCUGACUGCUGUGAUAUUUUUUUAUUUCUCUUUUUUAUAUUGUUCUAUAUCCUUUGCAGAGUGAUCUCAGGCCUAUUGGGAAAAAGGUUCUUCCAUCCGAUAUAAAUAGUGGAAGAACUGAGAAGUUUGAGGGUCCAUGUGUCCUCCAGCUGCAGAAGGUGAGAAACGUCUCGGCUCCCAAAGACCAUGAGGAGUCCCAAGGUGCUCCGAGAAUGCUGCGCCUCCAAAUGACAGAUGGGCACACCACCUGUGUUGGACUGGAGCUGAAACAUCUGUCCAAAAUCAGCCUGAAUACACCCCCUGGGACGAAGGUGAAGCUUGUUGGUACAAUUCAAGUUAAAAACGGUAUUUUGCUGCUCGACGACUCAAACAUUCACGUCCUUGGGGGAGAGGUGGAUCACAUGGUGGAGAAAUGGGAGCUACAAAGGAGUUUGGCCAAACACAGCAGGAGUAACAUUGGAGCAGAAGGUGGACCUCCACCCUUCGUGCCAUUUGGUCAGAGGUGUGGAAGAAAGGAUGAUAUCGACAGCAGAGAACUCGACCAGAGAAAAACCCUGCAGACUCAGAAUGUGAUCAAAACCGCAGAUGAGAAUGAUGAGUUUGAAAAGCAGCGGACGGCAGCUAUAGCUGAAGUUUCCAAGGCCAAAGAGGGCCCUCGCACAUUUGGUGGUGGAGGAAAUGCAGGGAGUAAUUUAUCCACUGCAGCAUCCUUCUCUCGAAGCAGAGACUCUUACCAGCAGAGGAGGAGAGAAGAAAAGGCAGAAAGAACCGAAAGCCGAGCAGAUGGAAACUAUAGAGAGCUGGUGGAUGAACGUGCUCUGAGAGACAUCAUGGAGAUGGGCUUUAACAGGGAGGCUGCCCGACAAGCUCUGAUGGAUAAUAAUAACAACCUUGAAGUAGCACUAAACAGCCUUCUGACCGGAUCUUCCGGUGGCAGACCUGGCUCAGCGGUCCCUGAACCUAACAGGACACAACCCAGAGGCAGAGGGAGAGGCAGAGGCAGGUCGAGAAAUGAAGAUGAGGAGGUUGGAGCAGGGGGGAGACCGUCUGGACCAAGCACUCUGUUUGAUUUCCUGGAGUCCAAGAUGGGGGCUUUCUCCAUUGAUGAGCCAAAGUCUCAGGCACCACAGAGGCAGCAUGAGAGCAAAAGUCAUUUCUCCAACUCAAAUUAUUACGCCAAAGAAACAUCCCAGACCAAGUUCUCACACAGUGACUACAGACAGCAGAGGAAUGACAGACCACCUCGCUUUCACAGGGACACAGAUUUCCCCAAACCGGGCCAGGAGCCGGCCUCAAACUCUGCUCCAGCCCAUCAGUGGAAGGGCCAGGAGAAAUGGCCACGAAACACAUCAGAGCGAGCGCAGAACGACAGGAGAGAAAUCAGAGAAGAACAGAAUGUUCCCUCUGCCAUUAUGGCUCCUCUCACACAUUUAAAAGAAUCUCAGCAGCAGACUGACUUUAGUGGAGCUUACCACCAGCAGUCGCGAAAUGGGAACAGUGGUAAUAUGUCCGGACCGCCUCACAGGAGAGGGGUGAAAGAAAAUGUACCCGCCUCUAAACAGAGCAAUUCAGCAGGCGGAGAAAUAGAUGGAAGAGGAAAUUAUAAACGCUCAGACAGAAACGAAGAGGCCAACAACAACAGGAGAAAAGGGAGAAGCGAGCGGCCAAACUCGGACUAUUUUGACAGACAAAGAGACGGUGGACCGUUGAACUUCAACCCAAGAGGAGGAAGCUCUGGAGCUUCACAGGAAGUUGGAAUAACAGAAUCCUCCCGAACUCUUACUGGGGAUCCUUCCCACUUCCAAAACGGGGACGUGGAGCAUAAACGGACUGGGCCCAUCAAGCCAAUAGCCUCCUUUCCUCAAAACAGGGAGCACCAACCCAAGAAGAACGCUCCUAAUAACCAGGGAUCUAAAAGGAGACAGGGGCAAGGCCGAGGUCAGGGAUCCAGAGGAACAGAAAAAGGUUACGUCUCUGAACAUAUGUGGAAACCUGGAGACGCCUGCCUGGCUCUGUACUGGGAGGACAACAAGUAUUAUCAUGCCAGGAUAGACGCUGUGCAUCCGUCCGGCUCUACGGCUGUAGUCGUGUUUAGCGAUUAUGGAAACUGUGAAGAAGUCCUCCUGCAUAACAUCAGACCUGUUCCCGAAGACAUGAUGCAGGAGGAAGAUGACGGUUACUAUGACAGUUCACUGGAGUUUCGCCGUGGGGGUGAUGGACAGCCGAGACGCUCGAGGCCUACGCAGCAGUACUACCAGCCGCCCAGGGCGCGUGAUUGAUGUUUCUGUGUUUACACUGACAGUGUUCUCGUCCCUAAUGGCUCAACUUUCUGCAAGAAUCUAGAGUGCUUCCUGAACUUUUAAGCAUCAACACCCGAAGGACUAACUUUUCAAAGGGCUUGCACAUGAUGCAAAAAUACAAAAAAAAAAUCACAUAAGCUCCAAUUUCUUUUGUCAAAGACAUAUCUACUGUAUAUGUUUUAAAUAUUUGUUAAAUGGAUGCAUCCAA
Molecule: messenger RNA, 2511 nt
Organism: Cyprinodon variegatus (sheepshead minnow)
Lineage: Eukaryota; Metazoa; Chordata; Actinopteri; Cyprinodontiformes; Cyprinodontidae
Product: tudor domain-containing protein 3-like
Exons: 12
Coding region: 216-2282 (688 amino acids)
Cellular component (GO): nucleus
Molecular function (GO): protein binding
Source: RefSeq, a predicted model, not a curated record